Messenger RNA from Gloeophyllum trabeum ATCC 11539, 537 nucleotides. RefSeq lists its product as uncharacterized. Lineage: Eukaryota; Fungi; Basidiomycota; Agaricomycetes; Gloeophyllales; Gloeophyllaceae. The transcript is spliced from 2 exons. Bases 25 to 525 code for a protein of 166 amino acids. The record is from RefSeq and is a predicted model, not a curated record. Gene Ontology annotation, biological process: post-translational protein targeting to endoplasmic reticulum membrane. Gene Ontology annotation, cellular component: TRC complex.
AUACUAACAGGAUUCCAAUCGCCGAUGCCGACGUCGGACGCAGAGAUCGCCCAGCAAGUGCUACACGAUGAGUCCCUCUACCGCUUCCCUUCCUUCAAUGCCAACGACGCCGUCACCCUCGGACUAUCUCUGCGCAAGCGCUUUCGUGCGUCGCGGAGACACGCAAAGGGCAAGGGGCUGGUCAUUUCCAUUCAGACGAUUGCUGGACACACCCUGUUCGCGUGCACGGUCGGGGACUUGGGCGGGAAUAGCGGGGUGGGGGACGUCAGUCUGGAGAGCUGGACGGUGCUGGAGGGGAUGAUGAAUGUGGUGAAGAGGACGGGGCAUUCGAGUUAUUAUGUUGAGAAGGGGAUUGGGGCCUUAGGGAAGGCUGGUCAGCAGCCGCCGAAUCCAAAUCAGAAUUUGCAGCGAGAAUUCCUUUGCGGAGGAGCUUUUCCGAUAUGGUUGGAGGUAAUAGAGCACAUGUUUGUUUCUCCGUCUGUGCGGUCGACUCACCUGCCCAGAAUGCACAAUGUUGUCCAAUAGCGAUCGUUGCCU